ACCCACAAGAACUCGUACUCGCGCUGCGCCUGCCGUACCGGUCCCGCUCUCACUGUCCCUGUACCCAGUAUGCAUAUGUUCGUGCCGAACCAAUACUUCAUGCCCAUGAACGCCCCCUUGGGCCAAUUUAGUGACCGGCAUGGACCUGGUAAUAAUUUGGAAAUUGAUAGUCGAGAUCAAUGACGUCACAUACAGUUGAUCAACAACUCGUCCAAUACACGCCGUUGUCGUGUUAAAACAAUAGCCAAGCGUUACCUUCGGAGACACAAUAAUUUUGCACCAACAUAAACACCAAGUGCUGCCGGUAGUGUAUGCCUUGCAAAAGAAGCUAGUUAGGCAGCGGGCAGAAUAGGAUAUAACAUCCACCCGCUAAAGUUCAUGGAUUAAGUCUCAAGCCUCAACAAUAUGACUGAUCCCCCUGCGAAUGAAACAACCACACCUGAAGAAUACCAUAUCGCGCCGGCGAUUAAUCCUACAAUAGGAGUAGCCACGGUGACACUGUUCAAUGAGGUAUCGCUGCGAUGGGAUGCUAUACGCGGCCAAAUUAAGAAACCGGUUUUAUACGACACGGCGAAGAGGAACCUGAAAAAAAUCCGAUGGAUUCCAGCCCUCCCGACUGGCUAUAUAAGCCCCCCCCGACGUUCCGGCUUUCCGGGCACAACCAGCGCUACGAGCACCCAAGCCCAUACGCCGAGCGAGAAUAUAAAAGUUUAAUCCCUCAAAACUGCAAUCUCCUCCAAACCCAACGCACAAUGGCUGAAAACAUCAUCCCAAACCAAUACAUCAUCGUCUUUAAGCCAGAGGUCCCCCAGGACAGAUGCCGGGAGCAUUGCCAAUGGGCAACUGAGCUUCAUACCCAAAGGGUCAGCGCACGUUCAGCCGACAGCGAGGAGCCCGAGACUUCCGGGGUUAUGCACCACUAUAGCUUCCCGACCUGGAACGGCUAUGCCGGGAGCUUUGACGAAGGUGCCAAGAAUGAGAUCGAAAGUAGAGAAGAGGUAUGACCGGAAAUCUCACAGUGCUCUUACCCCUACCCGCCUAACCUGGGACAAUAGGUCGAUUUCAUUGAGCCAGACUACAAAGUCUACACCAAAGCCCUCGUCACACAAAAUGAUGUCCCGUCAUGGGGCCUCGCCCGCAUCUCCCACAACGAUAAACUCACCCCCGACACCAGGACCAAGUACACCUACGACAGCUCCGCCGGUGAGGGAACAAGGGCGUAUGUCAUUGACACCGGCAUCCUAGUCGGCCACGAGGUUGGCAUCUACCCAAACUAUCGGGAGAGCGCUUCCACUAACAUAUGUAGGACUUUGGCGGACGCGCGACCUUUGGAUACAACGCGGUCCCGGGCUCCUCAGACACCGAUAGGAAUGGCCAUGGAACUCACGUUUCUGCCACAAUCGGCGGGACCAGAUUUGGUGUUGCAAAGAAGACCACGCUCGUAGGAGUUAAGGUCUUGGGGGACAACGGACAAGGAAGCAAUUCCGGUGUUAUCGCCGGGCUCCAGUGGGCUGCCGAUCAUGCCGAGGCUGAUGGCGUUAUCAACAAAUCUGUAUGCCCCUCGCCGCUUCCAUCUUCCACGGAUGUAAUGCUAAGGGCUUAGGUCGCAAACAUGUCGCUCGGAGGUGAAAAAUCUCGAGCAAUGAACAGCGCCGCUGCAGCCGUAGUCCGCAUGGGCAUGACGGUCUGUGUAGCUUCCGGAAACGAUGGUGUAUGAAGGAUAAACCCCCACCCUGCCCCCCUCCAUUUAUCUCACCCACUGACAUCUCUCAAACAUUCAGGGCCCCGCCGACUUGGGUUCCCCGGCUUCAGAGCCCACUGUUAUCACCGUCGGAGCAAUCGACGACCAGGACGCCGAGGCCGACUUCUCAAAUUACGGCAAACGUAUGUUCCCCACCCCUACAAAUACCCGCCAUUCUGCUAACAAACCACAGUAGUCGACAUCCUCGCGCCCGGGAGGAACAUCACAAGUGCCUGGAUUGACGCUGCCGGUGGCACAAGCUUGAACAGAACCCGCACGAUCAGCGGCACUUCCAUGGGUAAGCCCCCCCCCCCCCCCUCCCACUCACCUCCCACGACUUACAGACUCUAACAAGCGCACAGCAACUCCCCACGUCACUGGUCUGGCGGCCUAUCUUAUCGCCAAAGAAGACCUCAGUGGGUCCACCGCCGUGACUAACAGGAUAAAAGCCCUCGCGGCCAAGAACUCCCACCAGGUCACCGACCACAAAGCUGGCAGCCCGAAUCUCAUCGCUUAUAACGGGGCUGCAAGCAGCAAGUAA
Messenger RNA from Tuber aestivum (summer truffle), 2282 nucleotides. The record is from the annotation of a GenBank genome assembly. NCBI's taxonomy places the organism in Eukaryota, Fungi, Ascomycota, Pezizomycetes, Pezizales, Tuberaceae.